GGAAAUAUCCUCUCUCGAAUUUUCUCGAAACGUAGAGCUCUCUGUGAAUAAUAUACACCGUUCCGAACAAGAAGAAGAAGAACCAGAAGAUAAAGAGAGAACAAUAAGAAGAAGAAGAAGAAGAUUCGCAGGCUAUUCUAACAGGAUGGUGAGAACGCAGUUGGUGGUAUCUGUUGUGCUUGUCUCGACAUUGUUGCUGUUGAAUGCAGAAGCCAAAACCGUUGAUCCCUACAAGGUUCUUGGAGUAUCUCGAGAUGCAAAGCCGCGUGAAAUCCAGAAAGCUUUCCACAAGCAAUCUCUGAAAUAUCAUCCAGAUAAAAACAAAAAUAAGGGUGCUCAGGAGAAGUUUGCUGAGAUUAAUAAUGCUUAUGAGAUCUUGUCUGAUGAAGAGAAGAGGAAGAACUAUGAUCUUUAUGGGGAUGAAAAGGGACAGCCUGGAUUUGGGUCAGGCUUCCCCGGAGGUAAUGGUGGCGGGUAUUCAUAUUCUUCAGGUGGUGGACAGGGUGGUGGUUUCAAUUUUGGAGGACCGGGUGGAUGGCAGAAUAUGGGCGGUGGUGGUGGCGGUGGGGGCGGUUCCAAAUCGUUUUCCUUCUCAUUUGGCGGUGGUGGUGGCGGUCCUAGUGCUAGUGGAAGUUCCUUUGGUUUUGGGAUGGAUGAUAUCUUUUCCAUGUUUGGCGGCGGUGGUGGUGGUGCUAAAGGAAGAGAUCAGUUUGGUGGAUUUGGUGGGUUUGGUGGCGGCUCAUCAAAGGCUGAGUCUGGGUCAAAGAGAGGUUCGGUUGCAACUGUCAAAACCGUAACUUCUCAGGUUUAUAAGAAAGACAUUGUGGACCAAGGGAUGACUUGGCUUUUGCUGUCUUAUCUUCCAUCUCAAAGAGGAACCCAGUACCAUGAAUCGGUCAUAGAGGAAGUUGCUGAGUCACUGCAAGGAGCGUUAAAGGUUGGGCGUAUAAACUGUGAAACAGAAUCCUCUCUUUGCAAACAACUUGGCGUAGUUCCUCGCAGGGCUCCAAGGCUGUUUGUUUAUUCAUACACAUCUAGUGGUAAAGCUACUUUAGCAGAAUAUACUGAGGAGCUUGUUGCAAAGAAGGUGAAAAGCUUCUGCCAGGAACAUCUACCGAGAUUCUCAAAAAAGGUUGACCUGAACACCUUCGAUGUCUCUGCUAUUAGCUCACAAGGGAUUCCUAGAGUUAUGCUCUUGUCAACAAAGAAAGACACUCCUGUCAUCUGGCGUGUUCUUAGUGGCUUGUACAAUGGACGCUUUGUCUUCUACAACACAGAGGUUCAUGAUGCUUCUGAUCCGAAGGUUAAGAACCUAGGUGUUGACGCGUUUCCAGCGAUAGUUGGCUGGUCAUCAAAUGGUGAGAAGCAAGUCUUGAAGACAGGGAUCACUGUGAAAAAUCUGAAAUCAGCUGUCCAGGAGAUUGGUAAAUUGCUAGAAGGGUUUGAGAAAAAGAACAAAAAGGCCUCUUCAAAUAGUCAGUCAGGCCAAGGAAAGAGUGAGCCCGUAGAAAAGAUACAUCUUCUCUCGAGAACAAAUUUCGAUUCCAUUUGUGGAGAGAAGGUUCCUGUUUGUAUCAUCGGUGCUUUCAGAUCUCCACAGGGUAAAGAGAAGCUGCACUCAAUAUUGUCGAAGGUGUCGCAGAAGUCUUUGUCUAGACGACAAGCUUCGGGAACAGGCUCUCAGGACACCGUUUCCUAUUCCCUUGUAGACGCGGCAAAACAAUCUUCGUUCUUGAGUUCAUUUGACAAAUCAGAGUUCAAAGCAUCUGAUAAGCUUCUAAUAGCAUACAAGCCUAAACGAGGCAAGUUUGCUACAUUUAAAGGCGACAUGACAAUGGAAGAAGCUGAGAAAUUCGUAGCGGCUGUUCUGAACGGAGACAUACAGUUCACAAAGACAAGACAGAAACCUCAGAUCAAGUGAAAGUUUUGUUUCCUCAGGGGUUAGUUUACAUGAGUCCUGUGGAGGUUCUUGUAAUUGGAGUCUGUGAUGAAAUAGUUUUAUAGGAAUAGAGUUUACAUAAACAUGGAACUGAGGUUAAUUUGUAAUUAUUAUGAAUGUAAACACUCUGGAGCAUAAUGCUCUAGAAGAGUAUAAUGAUGGUUGGUUCACAAUCACACAACAA
Molecule: messenger RNA, 2123 nt
Organism: Brassica napus (rape)
Lineage: Eukaryota; Viridiplantae; Streptophyta; Magnoliopsida; Brassicales; Brassicaceae
Product: dnaJ protein ERDJ3A
Exons: 7
Coding region: 146-1921 (591 amino acids)
Source: RefSeq, a predicted model, not a curated record